UUUGGACGUUCGAGAUGAUCAUUAGUAUUCGUUUUAUCAUCUCAGUCGACAAUCGAUAUGUUCAUCAUAUAUUCUGAUGGUAACCCGAUAGAAUCAACUAUCUUAUUCAUAUAUAAAUCAACUCGAAGGCUUCAAGUUUCAUUUCGUUUUUUACUGUUUUCUUUAUCGAUUAUUUCAUCUAUUUGAUUAUCGUAAUAAUCAAAUACGAUAAUUGUCAUCUUACCUGAUCAAUUGUCUAGAAAUGAAGGAAACUGAUUAAUAAAUCACAAGGACUUGAACGAAAAUGGCAACAAUUAAAAUGGUUAAAUUGUUGAUUAACCCGAACCAUGUAAACGAUAUUCUCAACUUAAUUGAUCAAAAUCGAUAUCGAAAAGGUAACUUUUAAAAGCUAAUUGGAAAUAUAUUCUGAGGGAAAAAAGUUCCAACUCCAAGUAGAAAUUAUCGAUUGAAUUUCUUUUCAUUAAAGUUGAUUCUCUAAUAAUGAAAGAAGAAAUUAUUUUAUUUGAAAAAUUGUUCGAAAUGUUUAAAAAACGAAAAUAACUUUUGGCCUGAUAAUUGAACCUCCAUGCUAAUCAUACAUUAGAAAUACAUAAUCAAUAAGGUGAUCAAUCAAUCAUUACCUGUUGUUAUUUAAAUAUUCCUAUUGACAUUAUCAUCCUUAUCAUCAUGAUUGUCAUCAUCAAUUGUUAUCAAAUGAUUUUAUUAUUAUUAUGAAUACAUGGUUACCAUGAAUUAAGAGGGAGUUGAUAUUUAUCAUGUUGAACUUGAGUAGAUGAAAAAAUCGUUUCAUAUUUUUUAAGUAACUUGUGGAUCUAUUGUUGGAAUCAGAUUGAUUUUCAGCGAUGUUUUUGAUUUAGUUGUUAAUUGUUGAUGAAUAUUAAUACUAUUAAUGGCACUGGAAACGUUUGAAAUUGAAGGGGGACGACGAACCCAAGAUUCUGAUCAUGGUGAUUAUACUCAUAAUGAAGAGGCUCAUGGUACCUGUGCGAAUAUAUUAACUAUAUUGUCCAUUGUAUUUGCCGCUCUAACUUUACCUUUGUCGCUAUUUUUUUGUAUCAAAGUGGUCCAAGAGUACGAACGGGCUGUAAUAUUCAGAUUGGGACGAUUACUAAAUGGAGGAGCUAAAGGUCCAGGCAUUUUUGUAAUUCUACCCUGUAUCGAAAAUUACACCAAAGUGGACCUUCGAACGUUAACUUUUGAUGUUCCGCCACAAGAAGUGUUGACCAAAGAUUCGGUUACCGUUUCGGUUGACGCUGUGGUCUAUUAUCGUGUCCAUAAUGCAACAAUAUCGAUCGCCAAUGUUGAAAAUGCUCACCAUUCAACUCGACUUUUGGCUCAAACAACGCUACGAAAUAUUUUGGGAACUCAUAAUCUCCAUGAGAUACUUUCAGAUCGAGAAUCAAUUUCAACCUCAAUGCAGUCAGUUCUAGAUGAAGCUACUGAACGUUGGGGAAUCAAAGUUGAACGAACAGAAAUAAAGGAUGUUCGUCUACCAGUACAAUUACAAAGAGCCAUGGCAGCCGAGGCUGAAGCUGCUCGUGAGGCUCGAGCCAAGGUAAUCGCUGCUGAAGGUGAACAAAAAGCAUCUCGAGCUUUAAAAGAAGCGGCUGAGGUAAUUGCUCAAUCACCGGCGGCGAUUCAACUUCGAUAUCUUCAAACUCUCAACACUAUUUCGGGAAAAAAUUCAACCAUAAUAUUCCCACUGCCGAUUGACCUACUUGCUAAAUUUGCAUCGAAAUGACCACCAAAUCAAUUGUCCACUAUAAACUAAUUUUCUCUAAAUGGUCCAAAUAAAAAGGGUUAAUUGUUUACCAAUCAAUAGUCUAACGAUUUGAUUGUCAACAGUUUCAAUUAACUUUUCUCACAUUUUUGGUCAUUCUAAUUUAUUUAAUUGCUCGAAUCGAUUCAAUUUUCCAUUCUCUCCUAACCAGCAAUGUCUUUCAACAAUUAACACUUUCAAUUCAACAUUUGAAUUACAAUCAACUAAUUGCUUAGAUAACUUUUAACCUUCAACUAGAAUUAUAUUGAAAUCAUAAUCCAAAUAUUAGAUUAUUAAUUGUUUCAUUAGAAAAUAAAAUUUCAACGUCAAA
Panonychus citri (citrus red mite) is the source of this 2090-nucleotide messenger RNA. RefSeq names its product band 7 protein AGAP004871-like. Gene Ontology annotation, cellular component: plasma membrane. The record is from RefSeq and is a predicted model, not a curated record. NCBI's taxonomy places the organism in Eukaryota, Metazoa, Arthropoda, Arachnida, Trombidiformes, Tetranychidae.